AUGCCUAUUGCUGUUUUACUUGGAUCUUCUGUGCAAUUCACCCCUCUCAGGCUUUGCCCAGCUGGUAAAUGUCAGCCAGCAGCCUGUGACGGAGGCCGUAUCACCAAGGGACACUGUCACAGCCAGUUGACUGGUCUUUUAUCUUCCAACUGUUUGUAUACAGAGUCCCUGUCCAUGCAAACAGCCUCAGAGGCAGCAGAGUCCAAUGAAAACAUUUUACCAUGCGUGAUGUGUCUCCUACAGAUCAUCCAAAUCACCAGCAGUGGAAGCAACGGGGAAGUGACUGAGCAGACGAUGAUGGUGAGCAGCCAGGAGAACGUGGCUGCCUUUCACAUCGAGGGCAACACAACCUCAGCGACUGUCGUGUAUGACUAUAAACACAGUCUCAUUGGCUUCCGGGUUCAGGACAGAAGGAAAUGUUUGGUUGUGAAGAUGGAUAAGGUCGCCAUACCCAGCCUGGCUGAAAUUACCCAGAGAAUUGAGAACUUCGCCACCCAGCAGGUCCCAGGAGACAACAGCAUGUCUUACAGCUUCCGCGAGAGGCAGCUGGCCAACCGCACGACCCUGGGCACCUCUCUGAACCUCCUAUGCAGCGAUGUCCCCAUCUACUGGGCUGAGAACAUGCAAAAAGAGCGGCGUGGAUGGAGCCUCUGUGUGGGGAUCUAUGUAUUUAGUGUUUGCUAUAAUUUUUAA
Molecule: messenger RNA, 693 nt
Organism: Trachemys scripta elegans
Lineage: Eukaryota; Metazoa; Chordata; Testudines; Emydidae
Product: gastrokine-2-like
Exons: 4
Coding region: 1-693 (230 amino acids)
Biological process (GO): regulation of cell population proliferation
Source: RefSeq, a predicted model, not a curated record